AUGCAAUCACUAGUUUUAUCGGCUAGAAUUCCUCCAUCUCUACCAUUAAAUAAAUAUAAGUCAUCAGAUUUUCAUUCUGUAAACUAAAAUUUGACUAGAGUUCAAUCACCAUCUGUUAAUAAAAUGAAUUAAGCAUUUGGGAGAUGUUAGACUGUAAAAACAUUAAACUGUGAAAAAGACCCAAUUGAGCUCACAAUAACAUUAAUUCUUAAUGGUUAGAAGUAAUUGAAUGAAUAUAAAGUAGAUUAAUUGUUCCAAUAAGCAUUCACCAAAACACUACAGAUUUAUAUAAGAAAUUAAUAACAAAGGUACUAUAAGUGAAUCCUGAAAUUGUAAGUAAAAUAAAACACUUCCAAACACAUAGUAGUGUGAAGAAUUAUAAUAUUGAUUAUUACUUAUCACUUGAACUUUAACCGUUAGAAGUAUUUGAAGAAUAAAGACAUUUGAAAUUAGAACCAUAUUAUACAAAUUCAGUUGGUAAUCAAAUGAGUAUUGAAGAUUAUGAUAUCCUGAAAUGUAUAGGUGUAGGGUAUUAAUAUGAUUUUAAAAUAAUAGUGGAUUUUCAAGAGUAUAUUUGGUAAGAAAACGUGAUAAUGGUUUAUUUUAUGCAAUGAAACUUAUUGACAAGAACUUUAUACUUAAAUCUAACAAGGAAAUAAUUAUUUGCAAUGAAAAAUAUGUGAUGGAACAAUUAAAUUCUCCAUAUUUGGCCAAAUUAUUUUACUCAUUUGAGACAAACUUCUAUCUUGUUUUUGUAAUGGAGUAACUUAUUAUUUUUAAAUGUAGAUAUUGUGCUGGUGGUGAAUUGUUUUAUCAUUUGAGAAAAUGGAAAAGGUUAUCCGAGUAAUUGGCAAAGCAGUACUUUGUUUAAGUUUGUUUAGCAAUUAAUGAAUUACAUAAAUUUGGAAUUGUCUAUAGAGAUAUUAAACCUGAAAAUAUUUUAUUAGAUUUAGAUGGGUAUAUAAGAUUAUCUGAUUUUGGUUUAUCUAAACCAAAUAUGAGUCGAGAUGUAACAGCUUAUUCAUUUUGUGGAUCUCCUGAAUAUAUGUCUCCUGAGAUGUUAAAAAGAGAAGGACAUAAUUAUAUGGUGGAUAUCUAUUGUUUAGGAGCAUUACUUUAUGAAUUUAUUUUUGGAUCACCACCAUUUUAUUGUAGAAACAUAGAUUAAAUUUACAACAGCAUAUUGAAUGAUAAACUUUAAUUCCCUCCUUAUGGAGAUAUAAAUCCUGACUUAAAGGAUUUGAUUUCAAAAUUGUUGAUAAAAGAUCCUACAAAACGGUUGGGAGCAUAAAAUGGUAUUAAAGCAAUUUUAUAACACAAAUGGUUUUAAGGUUAUGAUAUUGAAGCUUUGGUAAAGAGAAAAUGUAAGGUCAGUUAUCGACCUAUGUUAUUAAAGUAUAAUUUUGAUGAGUUAGAAUUCAGCAAAGGAGAUUAAGAAUUUUAAAAGAAAUUGUAUGAGAAUAUGAGAUUGGAAAAACAGCAAGUAAGUUUUAAAUUAAGUUCUAGAAUAAAUUCACCCGUGCAUUUCCACACUUUGAAUAUGUAAAUAAGAGAAUUAUAGAUCAUAGAUAGAAUAUUUUAGAGUAAUUAACAAAAUCAAGAUAGAUUUAAGGAUAAUAAGGAUUAUCUAAAUAAAGUUUAUCUAAAUAAUAAUAAUAAAAGACUCAAAACUGUUUGUCUCCUGUAUCUUAAGUGAAAUAACAUUCAAAUAUUUAAUAAUUAAUUUCUGAAUCAUUUAAGCAAUCAUCUUAAUGUAAACGGUUCAAUACAGAUAUUGAUUUAAGUAAAUUAAUGAAAAAUAUGUGA
This is a messenger RNA of Paramecium sonneborni, 1806 nucleotides long. Lineage: Eukaryota; Ciliophora; Oligohymenophorea; Peniculida; Parameciidae. The record is from the annotation of a GenBank genome assembly.